Messenger RNA from Xenopus laevis (African clawed frog), 2255 nucleotides. RefSeq names its product X-prolyl aminopeptidase 1L homeolog (gene xpnpep1.L). Gene Ontology annotation, biological process: proteolysis. NCBI's taxonomy places the organism in Eukaryota, Metazoa, Chordata, Amphibia, Anura, Pipidae. The record is from RefSeq and is marked predicted. Gene Ontology annotation, cellular component: cytoplasm. Gene Ontology annotation, molecular function: aminopeptidase activity; metalloaminopeptidase activity.
GGAGAGAGAGAAGCAGACAGACUCGCACGGCACUGACAAUGGCCCCCAAAGUAACGACAGAAAUUCUGCGCCAAUUGAGAGUCGCCAUGCGCUCGUCCCUGUCGGGGUCACUUCAGGCCUAUAUUGUGCCCUCCGGAGACGCCCACCAGAGCGAGUACAUAGCCCCGUGCGACUGCCGGAGGGAAUUCAUUUCUGGAUUUGAUGGCUCUGCAGGGACAGCCAUAGUAACGGAGGAGGGAGCUGCCAUGUGGACAGACGGACGUUACUUCCUGCAGGCGGCGCAGCAAAUGGACAGUAACUGGUCCCUCAUGAAGAUGGGGUUAAAGGACACCCCGACUCAGGAGGACUGGCUCAUCAGUGUUCUUCCAGACUCGUCCCGGGUUGGAGUCGACCCAUUUAUCAUCCAAACAGACCAGUGGAAGAGCCUGUCCCUCGCACUCAAGAACUCGGGGCACCAUCUGGUUCCUGUGCAGGAAAAUCUCAUCGACUCCAUCUGGGCACAACGACCCACCAGGCCUUGCCGACCCCUCAUAACUCUGGGGCUGAACUACACCGGGCUCUCGUGGAAGGCAAAGAUUGAGUCGCUCCGAGCCAAGAUGGCGGAGAAGAAAGCCUCCUGGAUCGUCCUGACGGGAUUGGAUGAAGUCGCCUGGCUCUUCAACCUGCGAGGCCUCGAUGUGGAAUAUAACCCCGUGUUCUUUGCUUAUGCCAUCAUAGGGAGCAGCACUAUCAGGCUGUUUAUCAGUGGAGAGCGGGUGGCAGAUCCGGGAUUCAGGGAGCACCUCCUGCUCGACUCCUCCCCCCCACCCGAAUUCCUGGUCCAGCUGGAGCCGUAUGAGUCCAUAUUGGCCACCCUGCAGGGCAUCUGCUCCGGACUCGCUGCCAAGGAGAAAGUGUGGAUCAGUGACAAGGCCAGUUAUGCCCUGACGGAGGCAAUUCCCAAGACCCACAGGCUCCUGUCCCAGUACAGCCCCAUUUGUUUGGCCAAAGCCGUGAAGAACCCGGUGGAGACAGAGGGGAUGAGAAGGGCCCACGUGAAAGAUGCCGUGGCCCUCUGUGAGCUGUUUAAUUGGCUGGAAAAGGAGAUCCCAAAGGGAACCGUCACCGAAAUCUCUGCUGCGGAUAAAGCUGAGGAAUUCCGCCGGCAACAAGUGGAUUUUGUAGAACUCAGUUUCGCCACCAUCUCCAGCUCAGGACCUAACGCCGCCAUCAUCCAUUACAAACCCGUCCCCGAAACAAACCGGCAGCUCUCGGCCAAUGAGAUUUUCCUCUUGGAUUCUGGAGCUCAAUUCAAGGACGGCACCACCGAUGUUACCAGGACCCUGCACUUUGGGACCCCCACUGACUAUGAGAAGGAAUGCUUCACAUACGUGUUACAGGGGCACAUCGCUGUCAGUUCUGCCGUGUUCCCCAACGGGACCAAAGGACAUCUCCUGGACUCAUUUGCCCGGGCGGCUCUGUGGGACACCGGACUGGACUAUCUGCACGGAACUGGCCACGGAGUCGGCUCUUUCCUCAAUGUGCACGAGGGGCCGUGUGGCAUCAGCUACAAGACGUUUGCAGACGAACCCCUGGAAGCGGGAAUGGUUCUGUCCGACGAGCCCGGGUAUUAUGAAGACGGCUCGUUUGGCAUCAGGAUUGAGAAUUUGGUUCUGGUGGUUCCAGCUAAGACCAAGUACAAUUUCCGGGACCGCGGGAGCCUGACCUUCCAGCCAAUCACAUUGGUUCCUAUUCAGGCCAAAAUGAUCAACAUUCAACUGCUGACACAAGCAGAGGUUGAUUGGCUGAACGAGUACCAUAGACAAUGCAGAGAAGUGGUUGGGGCGGAGCUGGAGAAACAGGGGCGGAACGAGGCCCUUCAGUGGCUGAUAAGGGAAACGCAGCCCAUUAGCAAAGGCAACUAGCGGCAUUUUAUAGGUUUUAUACACAUGGCAGCUCCCGGGCUCAGUCGGGCAGUGUCAGCGCACUUACUGGGACUGGAAAUCAUGGACCUCCUCAUGGACUCAACAAACAAUCUGCAUUAGUGGGAGCCACAGUGUGACCCAGGGCCCAUAAGGUUGUUAAUAUCAAAUGAAUUCUUUUCACCACUGGGCCUGUCCCCAACAGAUUCACAUGUCCAUAUAAUAAUUCUGGUUCUGGCCAACAGCCGGGCAGCUGCUCAUUUGUUCCUCAUCGUGAUUUAUGGGAAACUGCACCUACAAUUAACUUGUAAUAUGGUGAAGCUCUGAGAAAUUGCAGUUGGUCUUUAUUUCUUA